Ochlerotatus camptorhynchus is the source of this 1078-nucleotide messenger RNA. Its product is annotated as chymotrypsin-2-like. Gene Ontology annotation, molecular function: serine-type endopeptidase activity. The record is from RefSeq and is a predicted model, not a curated record. Gene Ontology annotation, biological process: proteolysis. Lineage: Eukaryota; Metazoa; Arthropoda; Insecta; Diptera; Culicidae. The transcript has 4 exons. Bases 240 to 1022 code for a protein of 260 amino acids.
AAAUAGUUCAUACGAAGCUUAAGUUUUAUCUAUUCCGAUUGAAUGGGAUUGUUGAACUAUUUCCCCAUUUGUGGAAUGACUUUCAAGUUGGCGGGCAUUAAUUAGGGCGUCAAGUGGCGCACGACUGGAGCACUUCCAAUGAUUAUAAGUUGCACGCGCUUUCCUCAGACAGUAUCAUUCGUAGGUUUGAGUUGCAGGAAUAAGCAUUCAGAUUUCAGAUUUGUAACAAGUGUUCAAAAAUGGGUCCCAAACGUUUAGUGAUAGUUUGCUCUGUAUUACUGUGGACAGUAAUUGAAGCCAACGGAGCCUCGCUAGAUAGACAAAACACCAGGUCAACCAAAAUCGUUGGCGGAGAAGAGGCAAAGGAAGGAUCUACACCGUACCAAAUUUCGCUGCAGUCGUCGUUUGGACACAACUGUGGUGGAGCAAUCAUUGCUGAGCGUUGGGUUCUAACUGCCGCACAUUGCAUUGUUGGUCGUAAGCCAUCGGAGGUAAAAAUACUUGUGGGUACAAAUGACCUCAAGAAUGGUGGUGAAGUACUUGAUGUUGACUUCCUGGUUCAUCAUAGUCGUUACAAUACACCUUCCUAUCACAACGACAUCGCCCUAGUUCGGCUAGCAUCCAAGUUGAAGUUCAGCGAUCGUGUCAAGCCAAUUGAGUACUCGGAAAAAUAUGUUCCGGACAAUGCUACCAUCACCCUGACUGGUUGGGGACGGCUUUCAGCUGGUGGAACGGCUCCCAACAAGCUGCAAACCAUCAAUCUGCUCAACGUGGAUCACGAUCGCUGCAAAGAACUGCAUGGUGGUGACGAAAGUGUUGACAUUGGACAUCUGUGCACUUUCACCAAGGCUGGAGAGGGUGCUUGCAACGGUGACUCGGGUGGCCCGCUGACAUGGGAAGGAAAGCUAGUGGCGCUGGUAAACUGGGGUAUUCCUUGUGGACGAGGUUAUCCUGAUGCUCAUGCCAGAAUUUCCUACUACCAUGAUUGGAUUCGAACAAAUGUGGCGAGUAAUAGUAACUGAGUUUGAAGUGUGAUCUGUGAUAAGGAUAAGAAACAAUGUUUGAACAAUAAAUACUA